This is a messenger RNA of Bufo bufo (common toad), 4623 nucleotides long. RefSeq names its product DOT1 like histone lysine methyltransferase (gene DOT1L). Lineage: Eukaryota; Metazoa; Chordata; Amphibia; Anura; Bufonidae. Gene Ontology annotation, biological process: DNA repair; DNA damage checkpoint signaling; regulation of transcription regulatory region DNA binding. The record is from RefSeq and is a predicted model, not a curated record. Gene Ontology annotation, cellular component: nucleus. Gene Ontology annotation, molecular function: histone H3K79 methyltransferase activity.
GUCAGGGCUUAUUCCCGGGGAGCGAGGUGUGGGUCUCCAUUCUAGUUUAGCCAUUCGGGACUACUCUUUCCUUCCCGCCUAUUACCCUCUCAUUGGAAGCUACGGGGCCAUAUGAGGACACCCCGCUGGAUUAUUUCGUUCGCUGUCUCUAGGCGUACACCUUAAACGCCCCACCUCCCCCCCCUCCUCCUUGUGCACGGUGGUUUGGUCCAACCUUCAGCUCAUUGUUGCUUGGCGCCGGGUCCAAGAUGGCGCUGUGAGGGUAGCGAGUGUGAGGAGAAGUGAGACCCUGGACCGGCGGGGAGAGGGUGUCUAGCACUGGCCGUAGUAGGACUCCCCAUUUUUGUACAUAGCUGGCGGAUUGGGAUUAGUAUGCUCUCCGGACAUGGGCGAGAAGCUGGAACUCAGGCUCAAAUCGCCGGUGGGAGCCGAGCCUGCCAUCUAUCCGUGGCCGUUGCCUGUUUACGAUAAGCACCAUGAUGCAGCACAUGAAAUUAUUGAAACCAUCCGGUGGGUAUGCGAAGAGAUCCCUGAUCUGAAGUUGGCCAUGGAGAACUAUGUUCUCAUUGACUAUGACACAAAAAGUUUUGAGAGCAUGCAGCGGCUGUGUGAGAAGUAUAACCGAGCCAUCGACAGCAUACAUCAGCUGUGGAAAGGUACCACUCAGCCUAUGAAGUUGAACACUCGCCCGUCCACAGGUCUCCUCCGUCACAUUUUACAGCAAGUCUACAACCACUCGGUAACUGAUCCAGAGAAGCUUAAUAACUAUGAGCCUUUCUCCCCGGAAGUAUACGGAGAAACAUCAUUUGAUCUGGUGGCCCAAAUGAUAGAUGAAAUCAAAAUGACUGAGGAUGAUCUGUUUGUUGAUCUUGGCAGUGGUGUGGGACAGGUUGUCCUUCAAGUGGCUGCUGCUACGGGAUGUAAACACCAUUAUGGAGUGGAAAAAGCAGACAUCCCGGCUAAGUAUGCUGAGGCAAUGGAUAAAGAGUUUAGAAAAUGGAUGAAAUGGUAUGGGAAAAAGCACGCAGAGUACACACUGGAACGUGGAGACUUCCUCUCAGAGGAAUGGAGGGAAAGAAUUGCCAACACAAGUGUAAUUUUUGUGAAUAAUUUUGCCUUUGGUCCUGAAGUCGAUCACCAGCUUAAGGAGAGAUUUGCCAACAUGAAGGAAGGUGGCAGAAUUGUCUCCUCCAAACCAUUUGCACCUCUCAACUUCCGUAUUAACAGCAGAAACCUGAGUGAUAUUGGCACAAUAAUGAGAGUAGUUGAACUGUCACCGCUCAAAGGCUCUGUUUCUUGGACCGGCAAGCCAGUUUCUUACUAUCUGCACACCAUUGAUCGGACUUUACUUGAAAAUUAUUUUUCCAGUCUGAAAAAUCCAAAACUCAGGGAGGAGCAAGAAACAACAAGACGGAAGAAUCAUCGGGAAGGAAAGAGCAAUACCACCACCCCUACAAAAAUUCAGGAGAUCAAGGAUUCUGGAGCAGAGGAAGAGAAGCCAGCUUCUGUGAAAAAGACUUCACCAGCCAAAGCUCGAAGAAAACUUAGCAAGAAAGGUAGGAAAAUGGCUGGUCGUAAACGUGGACGUCCUAAGAAACUGCUUCCAUCAGCUAGUGAGCGCAAGUCCUCCAAAUCCCCUACUGCACUGGAAACUGUACAUUCACAGAAUGGACCUCCCCCUCAGUCCCCAACACAGACAAACCCUCAGGAUACAUACAAGUCACCUCAGAGUCCCUAUUUUCAGCUACCUCCCAAAGUGCAGCGUCAACCUUCCAACCAGUUGUUGUCUUCACCCACACCACCAGCCCUGCAUCAGCUGCUUGAAUCCUUUAGGGUACAGUACUUGCAGCUUAUGUCUUACAUGAAGACUCCGCAGUACAAAGCUGGACUUCAGCAACUGUUAGAAAAGUAAAAGGAGAAGAAUUCUAAUCUCAUUGGUGCAGCUCAUCAGCUUCGUACCCACUGCCAAGCUCAGAAGGAGGAGAUCAAGAAGCGAUUUCAACAGAAGCUGAUGAGAUUUGAUUCUUUUUUUAUUUCUCAGUUGGGAGUCAAGGCCCUUACUUUCAGUGACUUGAUCCAGGCCCAGAAGGAGAUUUUUGCCCACAAUCUUCAAUUGAAAGAACAAAGCCGGCAGCUGGAGCUGGAAAAUGGUGAAUUGAAGAACCGAAGUCUGCUGUUGCUGAAAGCCCGUUGUGAAGAGUUAAAGCUGGACUGGAAUACACUGUCCCUGGAGAAUCUGAUGAAGGAAAAACUGGCACUAAAGAAUCUGAUCUCAGAAAAGCAAAAGCACUGUUUAGAGUUACAGAUCAGCAUAGUAGAGCUCGAGAAGUUUCAGAGGCAACAUGAAUUGCUUCAGCUGAAGUCUACCACAUUGUCAGAGGAUCCACCCCAAAAUAAUAGUCGCUCUAAGGGUAGUUUCGUUGCUCGAUACCCACCAGAGGGAUCACAGACACGUCUGCUUCCUGUUCAAUCAUCCAACAUGAAUGGCAUGAGCCCUGAACCUUUAAUUAAUGGGCAUGCUUCUCACUAUGAACUGUACAACUCAUGUCGUGGUGGAGGAAGUAGGCCUUGCUCUAAAGAAAGCACACCGUCCCGUGUUGAUCACAAUGAUAUGCAUACAUCGCGUCACAAGGGAGAAAAAACUGGCCAGUCUCAACCAGACUAUACUCGUUACUCACCCGCCAAAAUUGCUAUGCGGCGUCACCUUAAUCAGGAUCCUGUGCCUAAUUCCAGAGGCUCUGACACCACUCAUAGAAGUGAAAUGGUGAAAGAAAAUGGCUUUUUGUCUGCGAGUUCUGGAAUCCUAAACGGCAUCCAGUUAAGUCCUCAUGAGUCACGUCCAUCAUCUCCAGAGGCUGGACAGACCUGUGUGGAAAGAGGAACUGAGAAGAUGUCUAGAGAUCGUACCUGUACUCCUAUCCCCGAGACUAUCACCAGUUUGCCUAUUAGUAUUCCGCUAAGCACAGUCCAACCUAACAAACUUCCAGUCAGCAUCCCUCUGGCUAGUGUUGUCUUGCCAAGUCGUGUAGAAAAGAGGAACAGUCCCAGUCCUGGUUGUCAAAGCAGGGACAGCUCAAGUAUGGAUAAUCAAUAUGGUGCUACUACAAACAUCAAUUAUGCUGCUGUCUCAAAGUCACUGGCUACCUCAGGUUUCUUUUUCCCUACCUGGUCAUCUUUGAACGGACCAGUUCUGAACAGCCAUGGAUCAGAGACAGACUGUAUGGAUGACUCUUCAAAUUCUGGCACGCUUUCAAACUCUGGAGGAUCACGGAGUUCCACUCCUUCCCACCACCAACAGAUCUCUCAGCGUUCACCUGCUCACUAUGCCAUAUCGAACAGUCCACGUGCGCAUCAAGACCUUAACAAACUUUCUGGUGAUGGAGAAAUAGACACAAGUGAUGCAGAAGUUGAAGCUAAGAGGCGUAUAAUCUUUACAAUAACCAGUGGAGGAAGUUCCUCGGGAAGGUCACCAUCAAGCAAACAUAGCCCACUCACUGCCACUAUUCGCAUGGAGUGUGGCACAGGGCAGGAUCUUAGAAAAAGAGGAAACCGAAGGAAAAGAUCCUCAACAAGCAGCCACUCAUCAAUGGUUUCACCCAAGCGCAGAUCCCUUCCAGCAUCGCUUGGGCUAAGCGGAUUUACUUCAGGGUCUCCAUUGAACAUAAGCUCCAUGGUUAACAACAUUAAUCAGCCUUUGGAAAUAACUGCUAUUUCAUCUCCAGAGAAUUCUCUGAAAAGUUCCCCUGCUCCAUACCAGGAUCAUGAAUUGCCCCCAGUACUGAAAAAAGAAAAACCCAUUUCUUCCACAAAUGGGGUUCAUUAUUCUCCUCUCACAACAGAGGAUGAGGCAGAAUCUGAAGAUGAAUUCCACAGUACAAGGACAGAAAGGAAGAGCAUCAAUAUGUGUUUUGAGAAUACAGAUUCUCCACAGAGAAGUGAAGGAGAGAGAGGUCUUCCGUAUCACAGCAGAAAAUCCUCUUGCGAGAGUAUAAGCAAAUGGAAAUCUACCUUUUCCCCGAUCUCUGAUGUUGCUCCCAGCCGCACCCCUGACAGCUCUGCUUCACCCCCACGCUACAAAACACAUUUUCUUCUGGAGGAUGGGUCUCGUCGAGGUUUCUGGGGUUUAAGCCCAGGGUCAACUAGUAGUCUUGGUGACCACAAAAGAGUGGAAAUGGGCAAAAUACCAGAUGGAAACUUGUUCCUGAGUAAAAGGUGUGCAUCCGAUGGUGGAAAGAGAGAGGAAAGGGGUCCAUCUACAAGAGUUGAUCGCUCCAAGAGGUCCACGCAGUCGGGAACGGGAUGGGGAGGCGCCGAGCAGGGGAACAACCUAUUUAUGUCACAGGAUCAGGGGUUCUACUGAAUCCCAAGGGCGCCUGGACCUAACCCCCUUCAGUCACACCAAUUCUUAAGCAGCCUGACAGCCGGCUCCCAACUUACACUGCAGAGUAGUCUCAAUUCAGUGGCUAGCAAUCCAGUGUUGCACUCUCUCUUCAAUUCCGUGCCUGUACAUGUUAAUGGCCCAGCCAAUCGUCUAGCUAAUCCCAUGGCAUGGCCAGGUUUUACAUCUCCUGGAGUAACCGGUGGUACAGUAGGAGGUAUUUAAAUGUCUACCCUCAGUUGACU